Spirodela intermedia is the source of this 573-nucleotide messenger RNA. Lineage: Eukaryota; Viridiplantae; Streptophyta; Magnoliopsida; Alismatales; Araceae. The record is from the annotation of a GenBank genome assembly.
AUGGGGAAGGGUCUUCGCAAGUCUCUGCGAUUGUACGUCUCGAAGCUCACAAGGCCAGUCGGAGGAAACCGACGGGAGGUCACGGGCCAGCGCCGGGCCCACGGCCUCGACAGCGGGAACCAGAGCUGCGGCGCCACUCUCCGCGACGUUGACCGCUUCCUCCUCGAGAACUUCCGCUCCAUGUACACCACAGGCGACCGCGAGGACGACCCCUGCAACCUCGCCGCCGACGAGUUCCCCCCGCCGCCACUGCCUCGCUUCUUCGUUGAGCGCGCCCCACCGUCGCGAGACGGCGGCGGUGGAGUGGCGGUGGUCACCUUCUCGAGGGACCCCUGCGAGGACUUCCGGCGGUCCAUGCAGGAGAUGAUGGAGGCGCGGGCACCGUUCGACUGGGACUUUGCGGAGGAGCUCUUCUUCUGCUACCUGGAGCUCAACGACAGGAGCCUGCACAGGCACAUCCUCCGCGCCUUCAGCACCCUCGUCCUCACCGUCCGACGGCCCACGGCGGCAGUGGCAGAGCCCGGCGGCGCACCAGACGGAGGCGUUAAAAUCCCUGUGGGGACCUGUAUCUAG